Coffea eugenioides is the source of this 650-nucleotide messenger RNA. RefSeq names its product histone H2AX. Gene Ontology annotation, molecular function: DNA binding; protein heterodimerization activity; structural constituent of chromatin. Gene Ontology annotation, cellular component: nucleosome. The record is from RefSeq and is a predicted model, not a curated record. NCBI's taxonomy places the organism in Eukaryota, Viridiplantae, Streptophyta, Magnoliopsida, Gentianales, Rubiaceae. The transcript is spliced from 2 exons. Bases 79 to 501 code for a protein of 140 amino acids.
UUCCGACUGUUUCAUCCCUCUGACUCACCGCUUCUCCCAUUCCGAAUCCGCUUGAAAGACAAAGGAGAAUAAACAGCAAUGAGUUCCACCGGAGGCUCCACCAAGGGCGGCAGAGGCAAGCCCAAAUCAUCUAAAUCCGUCUCCCGAUCUCAGAAAGCUGGUCUACAGUUCCCCGUCGGUCGAAUCGCCCGUUUCCUCAAAGCCGGUAAAUAUGCUGAACGCGUUGGCGCUGGUGCCCCCGUCUACCUCUCCGCGGUUCUUGAAUACCUUGCUGCUGAGGUUCUCGAACUUGCCGGGAAUGCCGCGAGAGAUAACAAGAAGAAUAGGAUCGUGCCAAGGCACAUACAACUCGCUGUGAGGAAUGACGAGGAGUUAAGCAAGCUUUUGGGUGCUGUUACCAUUGCAAACGGUGGUGUCCUGCCUAACAUUCAUCAAAAUCUUUUACCCAAAAAGGUUGGCAAAGGAAAAGGCGACAUUGGAUCUGCGUCUCAAGAAUUUUAGAAAUUUCUGUUUACCUAUUAUACAUUGAGGCUCCUAGCUGAACUGUUCUUCAGUUUGUAGCCUCUGGCAUUUAUGGUGUCCGGUCACUUUGUAAAACCCUAAUUUUGACUCAAUACACAAGUAGUGAAGAUGGCAUUUUACAAGUUCUA